Molecule: messenger RNA, 4220 nt
Organism: Pocillopora damicornis (cauliflower coral)
Lineage: Eukaryota; Metazoa; Cnidaria; Anthozoa; Scleractinia; Pocilloporidae
Biological process (GO): cell projection assembly; plasma membrane organization
Cellular component (GO): cytoplasmic side of plasma membrane; actin cytoskeleton
Molecular function (GO): phospholipid binding; actin binding
Source: RefSeq, a predicted model, not a curated record
UUGAAAAGCUUCUUAAUUUUCUUUUUAGCACCAAGAAUCAAGGUGCUAAUCUCCGUUCUGAACAGUGACAAAAAUACCUUUAAAUGAAAUGGAGGUGCCAAAAGGCGAGGGAAGUCAACAUUUUUCAUUCCUUUCCCGAUCUGUUUUCGAUCAAAACCUCCUAUGUUGAUUUGCCGGCUAUGUGAGUUUACAACCUGGUGACAUAUCGCUAAAAGAUUCUGCCGCCAUAUGUUUUUAGUCACUUUGUUCAAGUCCUCAAAGAACGACAAACUUCAGAUAUUUUUUGUUGAUAUGAUUCACCGGCAGAUAAUUCUUGGCAAAUGAAGUUCCCAGAUACAUUUUCAAGAUGCGCGCGUUUGAUAAGUGGAACGUCGAGAAAAGAAAUAGUUCUGCUUCCGUACGUUUAGUGGGAUAUCCUUGUACACUACGUGAAAACUGACACUCCUACACCCCUACGCGACGAAAGGAAUCCUGGAAUUCCAAGGUAAAGAUUGGGAGACUUCGGUGAACUCAUGUUGAAAACGUGAGGGUAGAAGAGGAUCGAAAGCGAACUACAAACCGCCAUAAUUAUGGGCGACAACGCGGACAGCGAAGGCAACUUGAUUCACUUGAUACUGAACGAUUUAAAGUCUAGCGCCCCUGUUUGGGAAGAUUUCGUCGGCAAAGCAAGUAAACUACACUCGGCGCUCAAGGCAACAGUUGUAGCUGCUGACGCUUUUUUGGACGCUUUUCAGCGAAUUGCGGAUCUGGCAAAUUCAUCACGAGGAUGCUGCAAAGACAUUGGAGGCUCUCUCACUAAAAUGGUGAUAAGACAUCGCAGUGUGGAUGGUAAACUCAAAGGAUUUGCUGGAUUGCUAAAUGAGUCACUGAUAUUUCCUCUGCAAGAGAGGCUGGAUGAUUGGAAAAAGUCUGUUGUGCAGACAGACAAAGAUCAUGCAAAAGAAUAUAAGAAAGCCAAACAGGAACUAAAAAAGGCCACAGCAGAGACAAGUAAAUGGCAAAAGAAGGUUAAAAAAGGUGAGUUAGGAAAAUCAGAGCACCAAGAAAAGUUGGAUGCUGCCAUGAAGCAAGCAAGUUAUCAACAAGCUCUUUUUGAAGACCAGGAAAAGCGAUUCCUUCAGAGAGCGUUGAUUGAGGAAAGGACCAGAUACUGCAUGCUGUCAACUUGUUUUAGGCCAGUUGUGGAGCACGAGAUGUCCAUGUUAGGGGAACUAGAACACCUUCAGUCUGUUCUCGAGGACAUCGUUAAACAAACAAAAAAUCCCACCGUUCUGCCACCAGCGGGAGAGGAUCUGGUGCGAGAAUUCAGAUUGUCGGAUCAUCAUAAUUACGAUGAUCAGUCUCCUCCACCGAGUCCAACAGCAACUCUGACGAGAGCUGCAAGUCCGCUGCAUACCGGCCGGGACCCCCCUACCACCCCUCCUCCGCCGCCUCCCUCGGAAACGGACCCCUACUACAACGCUUUCAGCCGGCAUUAUUCAUUCUCCGUCAAACACACUCAAACGCGGAACAAGGUCAUUGGAUCGGUGACACCCACCACCUCUCCUAAGAAAGUCGCGCCUCCGCGGAUCUGCGCGCGCUCUACAAGUUUUAGUGUUUCUUCGACCUCCUCGCACUCUUCAAUGUCAUCUUUAGGCUCGUCUAUUGGGUCGCCGUCCAUCGAGAGCUUCCCGCAGCCGCCAACCCCGCUGCUAUCGCCCGGUUACUCGGGAGACUUGCAGAGCGAACCAUUACCCCCUCCACCCUUUCCUGGAGCAGUGCCCACCUUACCCCAUCCAGGCGACAGAACAUCUUGGACAACGUCCACGGACUCCGGGUGUUAUUCGUCUUCCUCAGGGGAAAGGUCACCUUCUGCCUCGCUUGCACAAGUAUAUCUUCCCUCCUCGAUCGCGGAACACCCGAGAUCCAACGAGCUUUCAGGAAGGAAUACCCAGAGCCCUCAAUACGCCACGCCUUACGCUGUUAGCAGCACUCGAUCACGGUGUAUGAGUGAAUCGGCUUCCGCUAUGUCGCCUUACUACCAAGGAAUUGCGCAUCGACGUAGCGACAGUGAGACUUCCUCGCAAAGCAGCUAUUCAGGCAACGGCGAGGUGCCGGCUGGUGGCAUGAACAGCAGCGAUUCUGGAUAUUUUAGUUAUGGAGGACGUUACCAUCGCUCGAAUCCGGAAAGUAUACAAGAAAACUCGGGCGGGUGGGCGCCCCAGCAGAAAGCGAAGUCCACGUACAAUAGGAGUCAAAGUGUAUCAGGGCGACCGUCUGCAGCUCAACAGGCGCAUCUGGCAGCUCUGGCAAGUCAUGCCGCGCGAAGCAGAAGUGCACCAAUGCCUCCCGCAAGGAAAUCAUCUGUUCCACCGCCGUGUCCGGAGAGAAGGACUGGACUUUCUGAUGGUGAACUGAACAAGGAGGAUCAGGAACUGGGUGAAGGCGCUCACUCGGAUGAAGAAGGGCUAAGUAUGCUACAGAAACAAAUUCGGCGUCAGAAAAAGCUGAUCGAGGCCAAGGCGAAAGACAAAGGCGAGCAGUCUUGAUAUUAAUGAAGUUGUUAGAGCUACUAACUUAAUCUGAAAAAUUACUUUGGCGUUUAAGUUGCCAUCCGUAUCUUCAAUAAUCAAUUUGAUUAUCUCGCCAUGUGAACUUUGUGAUUGAAAGGUGAUGAUAUUCACAUGCUGCGGAAACAAGUGAAGUGGGAUGGUGAAAUGACUAUUAUAUAAUUACCAUAUUUACGAUAGCGUGUAUGCUGUCAAUAUGGUGCCAUAUAAUGGUUUACAUAAAAGGACUAAGGAGACUAUGUACGUAUGUAAGUAGAUAUAAGCGGUGGGGGCUUUUGUCAAACCGCGUGAUCAGAAAAAGGUUAAAUUGUUAAGUGUUAGGUUGGCCAUAAUCGGCCAUGCUAAAGGUUUUAUAGUAUUUAAAGACGUGCGGCGCGUUUUAAAAAGUUAUCAUGUUAAUAGUUUGCAUAAUGUUUCCAUUAAUAGAGCUCUAAAGCUUUUGUAAUGAAAUGAAUGCUGCGCUAACUUUCUGAGAUUUUUAAUAUAUAUACUGAGAGCUUUGGGUAGAGAUUUCACCAACGGCGCUUAUAUCAGGGCCAAAAAAAUCAUCUUGUCCUGUAUUUAUAACAACGAUAAGAACGUGGUCGCUUAGUUUAACGCCAUUAUUCCUUUUUACGAACUCUGGUUGUGUUAGAUUUUUUUCAAGUUUAGGAUGGGUGUUGAAAUGCUUCUCUAAAGUGUCAAUAGAUUUGUCAGUUUGGACGACAUUUUUUGUUCAGUCUUAAUUUAAAGUUAAUUUGAACAGUGCCCAUGGAAAUGAAAUUGUUAUGUUCAAACGGCUGGUGCUGUUUCUUCUUGACGUAAAGCUAAUCGGAGUGGACGAGAACCUUAUUCAACGCUGUCCUACAAGUCAGUGGCAGUAAUGAAAGCGCAGGCGCCUUCCAAGGUUGACAGGUCUCGCCCAGUCUAUCGCUAUUCAUUUCCAUGGAUCACUUUUAUUUGUCAUUUUUUACAUAAUUUGAGGCAUCAACGAUUCAAAAAGAUAAUUGUUGACCUUUUUGCUAUGGAGAUGUAGCACCCUUUUCCUAGAAGCCUAUGCGAAACGCACUUCACAUAAUGGAAGGGCACAUGCUGUAAAUAAGCAAAGAUAGAAAUUUAUAUAUGCAGGAACAGUUUGCCGCUGAACGAGGGCUAUGUUGCGCUCUAUGAUUCUCCAAAACUUGAUAAUUUUUUUUGGUAGUUCGUCACUUAGAAUCCGGGUUGAUUUUUUUUCGAUUCUCGAACUCCCCUUUUUCUCUCUCGUUGAUUCGUUUUUUUUUUUGUUGGUGUACACCAGUACACCAACAUUUCCUAAUCUCCUUCAGCUUAUUAGGUUCAAUUGUUAGGGACGGAAAAGUUGCCUUAACAUUGUGUAACUUGGCCCUCUUAUUGUCAGAAUUGAUCACAUUACUGUUCAAAUUUUGUGUUCGAUUAAAUUGAUAAAGCGGAAGAUUUAUCUCAUAGUUAAACGGUAGUUCCGGUUGUUCUGAUCUAUGCGGUUCGUUAUGUAAUUUCGUACCUGUGCUUGUUCAUCGACUUUCUUUUUGUGUAAUCGUUCUCAAAUAAUUCAAGUUUAAGUCGAACCUUCUGCACUUGUUAUAAAAAAAUAAGGAUAGCAAACUUAUAUUACCGGCCAUUGUAUCUUAAAGUCUGGAGUUAGACUAAGUGGUUCCAAUAAAAUAGAGAUAUCCA